UCUUAGUGUCACUGUAGAUUCAUUGUCUAGUAGCCUCAUAUGUGCUUACUUUAAGUGCUUGAGAGAAACUGUAGCACUAGUUGACUGCCAUUCAGACUGCAGGAUCAUAAAUGGAGCUAGUUCUUGCACAGUAACAAAUCAUCAUUAUUUAUAUCUGUGUUGUGAGGAGAAUGUAAUGUGUAUUAUGUUUCGAAUGCAUGUUUCCUCCAUGUUUACAUAUUCAAUUUCUGUACAUUUGUGUCUCUUAGAAUGAUGGAAGAUUUCUCAAAUGAAGAAAUGCCUCGGAAUCAGCCUUCUGUGAGGCAUUGGCUGCGAUACAUUGAACACAAGAAGGGGAGUCCUAAACACACUGUUAAUGUUAUCUUUGAAAGAGCCCUGAAGGAGUUACCAGGAAGCUAUAAAUUGUGGUACAGUUAUCUUGGUCUUCGAAGGAGACAAAUCAAGGGACGCUGCAUUACGGAUCCCUCAUAUGAAGAUGUAAAUAAUGCGUUUGAGAGGUCAUUGGUUUUCAUGCAUAAGAUGCCAAGAAUUUGGCUUGACUAUUGUCAGUCUGAUAGAUCAGUGCCUUAUAACGAGAACACGACAUGUGUUUGAUCGUGCGCUUCGUGCUCUACCAAUUACUCAACAUCACCAUGUCUGGUCUCUCUAUCUGGAAUUUGUGAAAAUACAUAACAUUCCUGAAACAGCUGUUAGAGUUUUUAGAAGGUACCUUAAGUUAUAUCCGGAAGAUACGGAAGAUUACAUCGAAUAUUUGAUAUCAAUAGGACGAUUGGAUGAAGCAGCAAUGAAACUAGCUUUCAUUGUGAACAAAGAAGAUUUUAUGUCAAAGCAUGGCAAGUCGAAUCAUCAGUUGUGGAGUGAACUUUGUGAGCUAAUUUCAAAGUAUCCUGAUAAAGUAAGGUGAGAAUAUUGCUU
Molecule: messenger RNA, 915 nt
Organism: Cryptotermes secundus
Lineage: Eukaryota; Metazoa; Arthropoda; Insecta; Blattodea; Kalotermitidae
Product: pre-mRNA-splicing factor syf1 homolog
Exons: 4
Coding region: 485-904 (139 amino acids)
Biological process (GO): mRNA splicing, via spliceosome; generation of catalytic spliceosome for first transesterification step
Cellular component (GO): post-mRNA release spliceosomal complex; Prp19 complex; nucleus
Molecular function (GO): protein binding
Source: RefSeq, a predicted model, not a curated record